Molecule: messenger RNA, 3767 nt
Organism: Linum trigynum
Lineage: Eukaryota; Viridiplantae; Streptophyta; Magnoliopsida; Malpighiales; Linaceae
Source: the annotation of a GenBank genome assembly
CCUACUUAUUGUACACAUUCCUCACACCUCCGCCAUUUUCGUAGCUCCAACCAUAGGACAGUUGAGUUAGGGCUUGGAGAAAAGAAGGGAAGGAAGAACGUAUUCUUGCUUUCGCUCUGUAAGAAAAAAAAAUGACGAAAGGAAGAGGUGGUAGAGGAAGCUGAUCCUGUGGGCCCCGCUUACAAGUGCACAAAAGUUAUGAUCCUCUCCCUCUAAAAGGCUUUGCUAGCGUAACCCAGCUGUGAGCCUGGAGGUAACCGAUUUCCCUCCAAUUUUACACACUGCUAGGUACACGUGUCAGCUGCGUUUCUAUCCUAGGUGUGCCUUCGCGUGUGACGGUAUCAUAUCACCGUAAUUCUCCCUGUCCCCUGCUCCCCAGUCUACUGGCUCUAUGGCGGGUAUUAGCUCAGCACUUUUUUUUUUCCGUUCCAACGGACUUUAAAUGUCCAAAUUCGAAGCUGAGCUGAUAACCGACUCUCCCUCAGGACAGAAUUCUCUCCUCCUUCCUCCGUCGUCCGUCCCUCAGCUAGAUUCACCGCCCAGGUAGAGAAGAGGGCAAAGGAAAGAGAAGGAAGAUGUUCUACUCUCACCAGCUUCUAGCUCGGAAAGCUCCCCUCGGCCAGAUUUGGAUGGCGGCAACUAUGCACGCCAAGAUGAACCGGAAGAAGCUCGACAUGAUCGACAUCAUCAGCAUCUGUGAGGAGAUUCUGAAUCCUUCGGUUCCAAUGGCGCUUCGGCUCUCCGGAAUUCUAAUGGGUGGAGUGGUGAUUGUUUAUGAACGGAAAGUGAAGCUGCUCUACGAGGACGUUACCCGUUUGCUGGUUAAAAUCAACGAGACAUGGAAAGUGGAACCAGCGACGGACCGUACCCUUCUUCCGAAACGGCAGUUACAGGCCAAGAAAGAAGCUGUGACUCUGCCGGAUGUUCAGGACGUGGACCACCCUGAAAUUGGGCAGUCUAGGAACUUCUCGAGUUCAAACGCAACAAUGCCUUCUUUCCAGAAUACUUCCUAUUUCGCAGUGCAACUAGAUACCUUGGACGAGACUUACAUUAACAAUGACGCCAUGGAAGACGAUGUUACUGGACAUAUGCAUCAAGUUGAUCCAGAGAACAUAAAAUUAUUCGAACACUUUGACCCAUGUCAAGUUAACUCAGAUAUGUAUGAUCGCUUUGAAAGAUUCGAUAUUGGUGGAGAAGGGGACACUCAGAUGAACGUGACUUUUUCUGGAGAUCUUCAAACAGAUAUGCCUUCAACUGUUCUACCCUCACAACCUCGUCAAGAUGAAGAUCUAGGAGCAAAUGAACAAGGAAAUCCUUUCACAGACAAAGAAAUCCCUGACCAGCAACCUGAAAGCCUUGUCAACCAACCAUCUGAAAAACACAAUGUAGGCAGACAGCAAACGGGACACUCAAAAUAUUUCACUCCUGUAAAUGUCUCAUUAUCAUUCCCACCCGAGCCACAAACUCCCAAAGCUCGCAGACAGGUGCAAGGACCAAUUAUAAUGAAAAGGAGGAGACAAGCAGCUAAUUGGAUGGACAUAGAAAAAACAGUAAUACCUGGUGAGGUAUACCAGUCAUGGCUUCAAAAUGCUUCUGACCUCACCUCGAGGAGAGACAGAAAGGGAAAGGACGUGAAAAAGAGUAUUAUGUCGAGGAUGAAGGUGGCCAGUCUGAUGGAGUUGCCACCUACGGUACUCAUUGAUGAUUUAUCAAUCAAUGCAAACAAAGAUAUCUACUAUCCUGCUCCUCUACUCGCGCAGUGGACGAAAAGCACUCAGCCUCCACAUGACUCUCCAUCUGCAAGGGCAACCUCACCUCAGCCUCCUGAAGCUUCAAAUUCAUCCCCACAGGAUGCAGCAGCUCAAUUUGAAGAUCCAUAUAACUUCAAUGAUUAUCAAGGUGGGGGAGGGUCUCAGUCAAUUGGUAUCUCCUUUGAGAAGGACAGGGGUGUCUUGAAUGAGCAAUUGGAAGCCCACCUGUUUGAUAACGAGUUUGAAGCCAACCUUGUGGACAACAUCAGAAUGAGAGGGAACAAAGAACCACCAGUUGUCACAACUCCUGGAAAUCCUGGUUCUGGACAUGGUAUUCCACGACAUUGCUCCGGGAUCAACUCAGGAAACAUACAUAGUGGUAGUAGCCUUCAGUCAAUUCCUGAGGACACAUUAUGGCUUCCUGAUCCAGAAGUGCAAUUGAAAACUGGACCUGCACAGACUCAACGACCCAUCACUUCCUCCCAGAGACUCAAGGCCAUGAAUGAAGGCAUCCGAAUGUACCUGAAGACCCCUUUCAAAGGGCCAGAAGCUGAGUCCCUCAACAGUCUACCCAUUGGAAUCAACCAAGAACAAGCAGCUCCCUCGUUCUAUGAAACCCGUGGUCUGAAUUUUGAGUUUGAAGCCUACCUUGCUGACAACAACGAAAGUAUAAGAGGGAACAAAGAACCAUCUGUUGUCACAUCUCCUGGAAAUCGUGUUUCCACAGGGAAGCAAGCAAGAUUCAUACCAAGUUCAGGUUCUGGACAUAGUAUUCCACGACAUCGCUCCGAGAUCAACUCAGGACACAAACAUAGUGGUAGUAGCCUUCAGUCAAUUCCUGAGAACAAAUCAUGGCGUCCAGAUCCAGAUAUCACGACAGUGCACGAGAAGGACUCGGCUCCUGAUCAAGAAGUGCUGUUGGAAACUGGACCUACACAGACUCAACCACCCAUCAACACCUCUGAGCCACUCGACGCCAUGACUGAAGACAUCCGAAAGCACCUGAAGACCCAUUUCGAAGGGCCAAAAGCUCCCAAACACGAGUCCCUCAACAAUCUAGCCACCGGAAUGGACCGCAAACGAGCAGCACUCUUCUUCUAUCAAACCUGUGUUCUUGCAACACGAGGCGACAUUGCAGUAGACCAGAAGGUGCCCUACGGCGAGAUUCUCAUCUCUAAUCGAUCAAAGAAAUGAUAAGAUCAUCAUCAGCAGCAGUCAGCACAUUAAGAGGUUGGACAGAAGCAGCUGCUUCCAUUAUUGUUUGGGGGCUGUUCAUCCAGACACCAAUAAUCAACAUCAGUAUCGUGUUUGUGUUUCUUUGUUACUUUGCAGAUUACCAUUAUUUGUGGAGAGAACGUGGGCAGGUAAAUGGGAUAGGACGCACACUCACUCACCAAACUAAAGAUUUUGACGGAACACCAGCAGUCACUAGAUAGUUCCAAAAGUUAAUUGCUCAAUUAACUGGCUAUAGCUACUGCCUAGCUACCCUUGUUUUGGGAUAUAAUGAUUAGUGAUUACUACUACGUGGCUGCGGAUUUUAGAUAGAUUAUUUAUCUUUUUUCAGAACAAAAUUCUCCCCAGUAUCUUUAUAUCUUGUAAUUAAUUUAUACCUUUUCUCCUUCCUCUAUAAUAAUUAAUUAAUUACCAUUAAUAAAAAUUUUAAUUAAUUAAUUAAUACCCUCUAAUGCCAAAACAUUAAUUAAAAAAUUAAUUUUUACCUUUUCUUAUCUUUGGGGUAUUUUCUUAAAGAUAGUUAUCUUAACAUGAAACAUAAUUAUAGUUGUCCUAUAACACCAAUGAGAAUCAUAUCGUCAUUUAAGAUUAUGAUUUUGCUCUUGUUACAGCUAAAUUAUUAAUCGAUUGAUAGUAGAUCUACCUUUAAGAUUUCUUAUCUUUCCUUCGUGUUUUAUUUCUCAACGUAUACAAAUAUUUCCUGAAAAAGUGUGAUAAGAUAGGAAGCCAUAAAUCGAAAAUCCUACACCUUCGAAAAUAUUCUUAUAAAUUUGUUUUUUAAAU